This is a messenger RNA of Pungitius pungitius (ninespine stickleback), 1515 nucleotides long. RefSeq names its product leukotriene A4 hydrolase (gene lta4h). The transcript has 16 exons. Gene Ontology annotation, biological process: proteolysis; leukotriene biosynthetic process; peptide catabolic process. Gene Ontology annotation, cellular component: nucleus; cytosol. Gene Ontology annotation, molecular function: leukotriene-A4 hydrolase activity; epoxide hydrolase activity; zinc ion binding. The record is from RefSeq and is a predicted model, not a curated record. The coding region runs from base 65 to 1411 and encodes 448 amino acids. NCBI's taxonomy places the organism in Eukaryota, Metazoa, Chordata, Actinopteri, Perciformes, Gasterosteidae.
CCAGGUAACACACACACACACCUACUACGCCCAGGUGUCAGUACCCAAAGACCUGGUGGCUGUGAUGAGCGCAGUGCGAGACGGACAGGAAGUCGAUCCUCAGGACAAUAACCGCAUCCUCUACCGGUUCAAACAGCCGGUGCCCAUGCCUUCUUACCUGAUAGCCAUUGUGGUUGGAGCUUUGGAGAACAGGGAGAUCGGGCCGAGAUCCAGAGUUUGGUCCGAGAAAGAGUUUGUGGAUAAAGCAGCAUUUGAGUUCUCUGAGACUGAGACCAUGCUGAAGGUUGCUGAGGACCUGGUUGGGCCGUAUGUUUGGGGUCAGUACGACAUCCUGGUUCUUCCUCCUUCUUUCCCCUACGGAGGGAUGGAGAACCCCUGCCUGACCUUUGCUACACCCACCCUUCUGGCAGGAGACAAGUCUCUGUCCAAUGUGAUCGCUCAUGAGAUCUCACACAGCUGGACCGGGAACCUGGUGACCAACAAGACCUGGGAACACUUCUGGCUGAACGAGGGUCACACGGUCUACCUGGAAAGGAUGAUUGGCAGGUCUCUGGUCAGCGAGCAGUUCAGACAGUUCAAGGCCAUGGGGGGCUGGAAGGACCUGCAGGACUCGGUGAACACCUUUGGAGCCAACAACGUGCUGACCAACCUGGUCCCCAGCCUGCAGGACGUGGACCCAGAUGAAGCCUUCUCAUCGGUUCCCUACGAGAAGGGCUUUGCUUUGCUCUACCACCUGGAGGAGCUGAUGGGGGGGCCAGAGGUGUUCAUGGGCUUCGUGAGGUCAUACAUCCAGAUGUUUGCUUACGGCAGCGUGACCACAGACGAGUGGAAGAACCACUUGUUCUCCUACUUCAAAGACCAGGUGGACGUCCUGAACAAGGUAGACUGGAACGCCUGGAUGUUUACCCCCGGGAUGCCUCCAGUCAAACCUCAGUACGACACGACACUGGCUGACGCUUGCAUCGCUCUGAGCCAGAGGUGGGUCAAGGCCAAAGACCAGGACCUGAGCAGCUUUAAGGAGUCCGAUGUGAAGAUGCUAUCGUCCCACCAGCUCAUCGAGUUCUUGUCCCUCCUCCUUCAGGAUGAUCCUCUUUCUCUGACUCGCGUGAAGAAGAUGCAGGAGGUUUACAAUCUUAAUGCCAUCAUGAACUCUGAGAUCCGCUUCAGGUGGCUCCGGCUGUGUGUGCGGUCCCGGUGGGAGGAGGCGGUUCCCACGGCGCUGAAGAUGGCGACGGAGCAGGGCAGGAUGAAGUACACCAGGCCGCUCUUCAGAGAGGUAUUCAACUACGAGAAGUAUCGUGACGAAGCCGUUCGAGUGUUUGUGGCUCACAGAGCAGCGAUGCACCCGGUCACCGCCGCACUGGUGGCCAAAGACCUGCAGGUGGACGCCAGUAAGACCAGCAGCCUGUAACGAGUCUGCAUGAGACCAUCAGUCGAGCUCAUGAGUUCAAAGUUAAUAAAUCAGAAUGAAUAAAACAUCCAUUUCUUUCAUUAAAUCAUCAUCAUUUCCCAGCA